Messenger RNA from Didymodactylos carnosus, 1038 nucleotides. The record is from the annotation of a GenBank genome assembly. NCBI's taxonomy places the organism in Eukaryota, Metazoa, Rotifera, Eurotatoria, Philodinida, Philodinidae.
AUGACGUACAAUUUAGGUUUAAGAAUGGCUUCUAAUCGUUAUUAUUCAUCAGAUUCAUCUUCAAAUAACAGACCACCAAUGAAUAAUCCCUAUCCUCAAGAAGAAUAUCCCAACCCUUAUGCAGCACCAAUGGUUCAACAACAACGAUUUCGUUUACAUUCACCCUAUAGUGGUCCAUAUCCAACGUCAGGUGCACGAAUGCGUCAUCCAAAUAACUUUAAUCCACGAACACCAACAGACUUUCAAUCACCAUCACCAUAUCGAUUUCCAUACAAAAAAAAUCAAAAUCAAUAUUACCGUCCAAAUACGCCCUAUCAUCAUAAUGACAAUAAUUGUGACAAUACUAACAAUUAUAGAUCAUUUAGUUCACCACAAUCAUCGUCAUUUUCAUCUCCCUAUCAGAAAAAUAAUAAUCGAUCAUCGUAUAAUCUAUUUCGUCCUAGUAUGCUCGAAGAUCCAUGGGCAAAUAUGAAAUCAAUUAAAGUCCCUGCUGGUGGAACAACAUUGCUACUGGAACAACAGACAAUUAAGUUUCUAAUUUCCAUGAAUGAUCCUAUUAUUCGAAAAAAAAUUCGCGAAUAUGAAACAUUUUUAAAUGAUCGAUUGCGUACGGAUUUACAACAUGCAUGGAAUGCUCGAGAUCGUCUAUUUACCGAUAUAGCCGAAUAUGAACGUUUAAAAACAACAAUUAACACAUUUAUUGAAUUAUUAAAUAAAAAUAAAAAAUUAGAUAGCGAUUUGAAUGAACCUGGUGAUGAUACAUUAUUGACACAAAUUGAUCUUGGUUGUUCAUUUUUUGCUCAAGCUGAAUGUACAUUAAAUAAUUAUCUAUUUUUAUCAAUUGGAUUCGGUUUAUAUUGUGAAUUAUCAUACGAUGAAGCAUUACAAUUCAUUGAAACAAAAGUAAAAUAUCUCCGUGAACAAGAAGAAGAUUUGAGUAAAAAAAUUGCACAUAUCAAAGCAAAUAUUAAACUUGUUUUACAAGCAUUAAAAGAAAUUCAAACAAUUGACGAUAAAUCAAAGACCCCAUUAAAAUAA